AUGUUUGGAUUCUCAGGGCUCAGUGGGAAGUUGAGGCUGAAAUUUAAAGAGAGGUUCGAGACUGAAGAUGACGAUGACUACAUCUCGGGCCCAUUUGAGAAAGACAAGAUGUACUUGUAUGAGGGCUUCCCAGACCAGAAGAGUCUGUUCCGGAACUCGAUCCGUAGUCUGGUGGCAGAAUACAUUCUGGAGAACAUGGACGCCAGAAGUGAAGAGGAGAUCACUGAGGAAGAAAAGCUGAAAAAGUGGAACUUGAGUUGGUUUAUUCACGAAGGCAUAAUCGAUGACUCAUUCAUCCUUCAUGAUGAGUCAUCGGAAGACCCGUUCGAACUCAGGAAUGAGUCAUACUUGAAUGAGCGGAUAAAGGAGUUGAAGUGGAGGAAGCUACAGGGAACUACUAAGGAUAAGAAACAGAGCACGAGAGGUCAAACAGGGUCAAGCAGAAAUGGCAACGACUCAUCCGCGCCAAUCGAUCUCUCCUCCGAUUCUGACUCAGAACAGGCCAAUGGGAAGGCAGCUUCAGGCAGUCAAACAACUCAGCAGAAGAAAGACGACAAGUUCUAUUAUGACGCAAGGAAGGACCUUCACUUCAGAUGGGUCACCCCCAAGAUGAAACUCCUCCCCCUGUUCCGUAUCCGGAACUACUUUGGGGAGAAGAUCGCCCUCUACUUCGCCUGGACUGAGACUAUGAUUCUCUCCCUGUGGAUUCCGGCUAUUCUGGGAAUCAUUGUGUUCAUUUACGGAAUGGUUCGCUCCAUCGAAAAUUACGUGGACUUGCGUGACGACAACAGUACAAAUUCUACCCUGUCAGUGACAGAGAUUCUUGAAGUGGUGAAUACUUCAGUGGACAAUGAACUAACCCCCUACUACAGUCUCAUGAUAUGUCUCUGGGCCACUAUAUUCUUAGAGCAUAUCGUGCCAGAGGAUAAUUUGCUCACUGGUCAGAGGUUGCUGUUCCAUCAAAACUCGCAAAAUAUUCCGCCUGUUCAAGAUAUUGGAGUUCAAGGAAAGGCCGGGACUUCGUAG
This is a messenger RNA of Symsagittifera roscoffensis, 1026 nucleotides long. RefSeq lists its product as uncharacterized. Bases 1 to 1026 code for a protein of 341 amino acids. The transcript is spliced from 8 exons. The record is from RefSeq and is a predicted model, not a curated record. Lineage: Eukaryota; Metazoa; Xenacoelomorpha; Acoela; Convolutidae. Gene Ontology annotation, molecular function: protein dimerization activity; chloride channel activity. Gene Ontology annotation, biological process: chloride transmembrane transport. Gene Ontology annotation, cellular component: plasma membrane.